UUUUCUUUGCUGUGUAUUUAUGAUUGUUUAAAUGUUUUUGCAGGGUGAUGGUGGUUUAUUUUGUGGGCUCCAUGUUGAUAAUGGUCGUAUUAAGGGGACGAUGAAGAAGACAUUAAGGGAAAUUAUUGAGAAGUACAACUUGAAUGUGCGAAUCACACCAAACCAGAACAUGAUCUUGUGUGAUAUUGGCCAAGAAUGGAGGGACCCGAUUACCACAGCUCUUGCACAGGGUGGUCUGCUGCAUCCUAGGGAUGUAGAUCCCCUCAACGUAACUGCAAUGGCAUGCCCAGCUUUUCCACUUUGCCCUCUGGCAAUAACUGAAGUUGAGCGUGGAAUACCUGACAUCCUAAAGUGGGUUCAUGCUGUAUUUGAGAAGGUUGGUCUUGAAUAUAAUGAAUCUAUAGUGAUAAUGAUAACUGGUUGUCCUAAUGGUUGUGCUACACCCUACAUGGCGGAACUUGGAUUAGUUGGUGAUAGUCCUAAUUGUUAUCAGGGAUUUGAGAAACUCCAGGAAUUGGUUGACAAAUGGGAAGGUCCACUGGAUAAACUUGAAGCUCUUUAA
Messenger RNA from Camellia sinensis, 562 nucleotides. Lineage: Eukaryota; Viridiplantae; Streptophyta; Magnoliopsida; Ericales; Theaceae. The record is from RefSeq and is a predicted model, not a curated record.